Messenger RNA from Fraxinus pennsylvanica, 1050 nucleotides. NCBI's taxonomy places the organism in Eukaryota, Viridiplantae, Streptophyta, Magnoliopsida, Lamiales, Oleaceae. The record is from the annotation of a GenBank genome assembly.
AUGAGCCCAAGGGAUAAGGUAUAUGAUAGCUGCAACAAAUACCAAAAACUACAUAACCCAGAUAACACCAAGACUUGCGCAACGACCGCCGUCGGUCGAGGGAUCCGAAAUCACCUGGAGGAUUCGUUUCUUACACCCCAUUGCCUCGCCCAAAGAGAAAACCAAAAGCAAGAAGACGAAGAAAAUAAUGAAGAAUUAACUACUUGUCAAAAAAGUUUUGGUGGGGCUAGUGAGAAUGAAAGCGAGAGAAGACUGAAUGUUGUAACGGCGGGCGGCAGGGAGUCUGAGGGAAUGAGAGCGAGAGAGAUGAAGUUCGCUAGGUCACCCAUCUUCUUCAAAGAGAACAAUCCACAACCCAGAAAACAUACUAUUUGGAAGCCAACUUCUGAAUUCACUGGUGGGCAAGCUAGCAUAAAUAGGAAGCAUUUUUUACAAUGCCCUCUAGGGGUGUUAGACAAGCACUAUGAAAAGUUGAUCCAGUGUGAUAAGCGUCUUUAUAUUUUGAGCCGACAACUCGAGAUAGUUAUAGACUCGCCAUAUUUUGAUACAUGUGCUUCUAUUAACCCAGAAGAAUGCAGAGGUCAUGAAUUUGAUCGAGUGUCUCUCGCUCAAGGAUAUUCUCCCUCUAGCUUCCAGGAUGUAGAAUUAGUAGCCAUCACACAAUCAUCUCCUUCAACUUUCGAACAAAAUCCUAAUCAUGUGACUGUUGAAAACAUGUCUACAAAAACCUUGUCCUCCAGCUCAGUGAUGGAUACGAGUGCAUUUGAAUGUAAUGGAAGUCAUGAAGGGCAUGGCUAUUUGGAGCAAAGAAGUUGGGAACAACUGAAAGUGCCAGAUCUCCGUCCAUCUGUGAUGCGUGAUCUAGAAAACAACAUAGGAAGCUGUUUAUCUGAACAAGUAACUUCUGGAUGUUUACCUUCAGACAAGACACCAGAAUUUUGGGAUGUAAUGGAAAACAUUAAACGAUAUUUACUUGGUGACACAUAUAGUACGACCGUUUUAGAUGAGAGAUCUCUAUUGAAAAAGGUCGAUUCUCUCUCCUUUCUGUAA